GUGAGAAGAAGGAGUAUCAUGUGAUUAGUUCUUGCUGGCUUCCUGAGCAGCUAUGUCAGAGAAAAAACAACAACAUUGAGAUUUUUACAGGACCUUUCUUUAGUAGUAGCUCUGGAUUAAUUUAGGAGGAAUUCUCCAAGAUGCAAAACGUCAUAAACACAGUGAAAGGAACAGCACUGGGAGUGGCGGAGUUUCUCACUCCUGUAUUGAAGGAGUCCAAAUUCAAAGAGACUGGAGUCAUAACACCAGAAGAGUUUGUAGCAGCUGGAGAUCACUUGGUUCAUCACUGCCCCACGUGGAAAUGGGCCACAGGAGAAGAACUUAAGGUGAAGCCAUAUUUGCCCCAAGAUAAACAGUUUCUCCUGACUCGCAAUGUUCCUUGUUAUAAGCGUUGCAAACAAAUGGAGUAUUCAGACGAGCUGGAAGCCAUCAUAGAGGAGGAUGAUGGAGACGGGGGCUGGGUGGACACUUACCACAAUUCAGCAAGUGUGCUAGGAGUCACUGACGCUGUGCGAGAAAUUUCCCUGGACAAUAACAAGGACAAAAACAUGAAUGCCACGUCUGCAGCAUGUUGUGAAGAUGACGAUGAAGAUGAAGAUGGAGAAGCAGCAGAUAUGGAAGAAUAUGAGGAAAGUGGUCUGCUGGAAACAGAUGAGGCAACCCUGGACACCAGUAAAAUGGUAGAAACUAAAGCCAAAGCAGAGCCUGGGAGUGAAGAUGCCAUCCUUCAGACAAGAACAUAUGACCUGUACAUCACAUAUGAUAAAUACUACCAGACUCCUCGACUCUGGCUGUUCGGAUACGAUGAAGACAGACAACCACUGACUGUAGAACAGAUGUACGAGGACAUCAGCCAGGACCAUGUGAAGAAGACGGUCACCAUUGAGAACCACCCCCACCUUCCUCCACCCGCCAUGUGCUCCGUCCACCCCUGCAGACAUGCCGAGGUGAUGAAAAAGAUCAUUGAGACCGUGGCAGAAGGAGGAGGAGAGCUGGGAGUUCAUAUGUAUCUUCUGAUUUUCCUCAAGUUUGUGCAGGCCGUAAUUCCCACAAUAGAAUACGAUUACACAAGACACUUUACCAUGUAGCUUCAUAUGUAUCGGCCUAAUACAUAAUAUGUACACAGAAAGAUCAGAGAUUAAAUCUGCUCUGCUUUGUGGAGUGUUUGUGUAACUCAAAGAUGCUUUAUUGGGUACAGUACAAGGGAUGGUUAUGUAUGUGACAAAAACUUGCAGUUGAAAAGACAGUCUCAUUUUUUUUUUUUUUUUAAACAUGCUUGUUUUCUACAAACCCCAAAAGAGAAGAACAUCAGCAUCAGUUUGAUAGUUGUGUAGUACAAUGUUCAAUAAAUUCUGAUCCUCAUUUUCAUCAGAUACAGUUUUUAGAAUUGUUUUCCCUCUCUAUUUCAGUCUUUGUUCUAAUCCAAGCUAACCCUGUUUGUGGACAUUUGUGCGCAGACACAUAUGAAACUGAUGUCCAACUUCUCACAUCACUUUGACUAAAGGAGCUUCUACAGUACUAUGGGACCUUAACGCUGUAACCUAUGCAUGCAGCUGACGCUGGUGCAAGUCAUUUAGACUUGUGUGAAACUUUCUGUGAAAUUUUGGCCCAAUUUUGAUGGAAUUUCGCCGAACACAAGUCAUACAGUUGUCUGUAUAUCCAAAUCUCCUCAAUUAAACCUACGGAUUUUUUCAACAAGUGGACCAAUCGCAGCUCUUGCACUCUAUGUCGCCGCAGCUCGUUACAUUUUUGGGGAGGUGCAUGUCAGUUGGCGCUUGCCUCCAUGAAGGUUCUGCGUAGAUGUCUGCAUUGUCACUGUAGUCUAUAAGACUGCAGUCAAGGCUGCGUCUUAAAACUCGCAAUGUAACUCUGAAGCUUCUCGACAGGUUGAAUGUUGUGGGAUUAAAUAAAGGAAAUAUGGACGUGCAAAGGAAGAAGUGGCUAGAAAAUCGACAUGUUCCCAGUAUAAACGUUAAAAUCUAAAAUAUAUGGUCAACCUUUUAGUAUUUGAAAAUCUAUUAAACACUGUUUUCUCCCCUUCCGCUGCCAUCACUAGCAUUCGUUUGUGUCCACCCAAUGAAUGUAAGUGCUAUUUUCACACUCCGCUUAUCUCUGCUCUGGUUCCCAACAUCUACUUUAGCUAAUAAAGUCUCCAGUUGUCCUUUUCUGUUUGUUCUUGGGCUACAAAUAAUAUUAAUUCGGGUGGCUGAUGUGUGUGUUUUUGUUAACCUGUCUCUGAGCCUAACUAAGCCGAAUUGAUCUAAGCUUCUUGACUAUUCAGAUUGUUCACAUGCGUCAGAUUUUGUUAUUGCUACUAUACUGAUGCACUUUGCAGGAGUCGCGGCUGAACCUCAUCAUUCUUAAUCAGCUUUCCAUACCAGUUUGUCUUAAUGCAUUGAAUGUGUUGAUGACGGGACAUGUUCAUCCUCUUGUUGUUUGCUUAUAAGCACCCUUCUGUGUUUUAAUUAAACUUUGUCCAUUUUUCCCCCCAGUCUUGCUUCUACAAGGUUUGAUGUAUUAAUACCUUCUGUGUCUAAGAUGUCUAUGGCCUCCAUAGCGCAACGUGCAAAGAUUCACAAUUUGUUUCACAAAGCAAAUAGAAAACGUAACGGUGUACGUAAUAAUACAAUCCUUCAAUAUUAUUGACUGCUUGUUUAUAAUAUCGUGAAUUCUAACCUAUACUGGCUUAUUGCAAUGACAUGUUUCAGACAACACAACAAAAUAAAGCAUCUAAAUCAGU
Messenger RNA from Mugil cephalus (flathead mullet), 2740 nucleotides. It is a transcript of the gene atg3, whose product is annotated as autophagy related 3. Gene Ontology annotation, cellular component: cytoplasmic ubiquitin ligase complex; cytosol. The coding region runs from base 141 to 1088 and encodes 315 amino acids. The transcript has 12 exons. Gene Ontology annotation, molecular function: Atg8-family ligase activity. Gene Ontology annotation, biological process: autophagosome assembly; autophagy of mitochondrion; nucleophagy. NCBI's taxonomy places the organism in Eukaryota, Metazoa, Chordata, Actinopteri, Mugiliformes, Mugilidae. The record is from RefSeq and is a predicted model, not a curated record.